Molecule: messenger RNA, 933 nt
Organism: Didymodactylos carnosus
Lineage: Eukaryota; Metazoa; Rotifera; Eurotatoria; Philodinida; Philodinidae
Source: the annotation of a GenBank genome assembly
AUGUGUGAUGAAUUUGGAAUUUUAUUUGCUGACUUGAUUGUUAAAUUAAAAGAUAUGAAAUCUGGUUUAGUUUAUAAUCCGGUUGCUAUUAAACUUUUGUCAAUAGUUACAUCAGCAUUUCGAGAAUCAAAACAGUAUAUAAUUCCAGAUAGUCGAGAUCCAAAAUGGCCAUGGCCAUCAAUAUUGACAUGUAAAGAUGCUGUUGAAUAUCACAAAGUUGGACUAGAUGGGAUACAUUUAAUUGCUAGACCAAAUGCUGUUGAAGCUGUUAUUCUUUGGCCCAGAUACAUUGAAAAAAAAGAUUCACCAUUUUUGAAUUGUUUUGAAAAACAUAUGGUAGAUAUUCAUCAGUUAAUUCAACCUAUACAUUGGACAAUAACACGAGAAUUAUUAGCAUGGUUAAGUGGAUUUUUAGAGUUAUCAACAGUCACAACAGUAAAACAUUUUAUUCUUAUACAACAUAUGAUAGCUAAUUUUAAUUGUCACUAUAUAUGUAAUCUUGUUAUUGAUCAUUAUAAACAAGACGAACAAGAAUCUACUAUUAAAUAUUGUAAAGAUAAAUUUAUAUGUGCUAGUUCAUUUGAUUUUGUACUAAUGUUAAAAUUAAAUCAUCAAGAAAAUUCAUCAUUGAUUCAACAAUAUCAUGAUAGGAAAAAAAUUAGUUUUGACGAUAUAAUCAUAGACAUUCUUGAAAAUAAAAAUAAGAAUAAAUAUGGACAAAUUAUUUAUACCUAUACACAAAUAUAUGAGACAAUUCAUUAUCCUAAUAUAUUAGACAAUAAUAUUGGCGAAGUAAAAUUGGCCAAUUUUAAAUCACAAUUAGAAUUGAUUAACAAGGUUAAACAAUAUUACCAACCAUCAAUGCAAAAAUCAUUAUUAAUUAUUUGUAUUGAUUAUGAUAAAGAAAAAAAUCAUUUAUUAUUACUUAAACGU